AAAAGAGGAAUGCAAAUUACAAAAUAAAUUCACAAUACAAAUGAGCAUAAUUACAAAAGCCUCAUCUCCCUUAUCUUGCCUUCCCAUCAUCGCCGUCAUCGUCAUCAUCUUCUUUUUCUUUUUAUCAUCAUCAUAUUUCCUCCUCUCUCUCUAAUCUACCCUUUCUGUAUAUUAUUAUCUUGUCUUUGAUUCCCAACUCGCAUAUAUUAUCGAGUUGAAACCCUUAAAAGCUUUCUAAAAGAGAAAAAGAGAGAUCAAUUUAGUUAGAACAUGGCGUUCUCAUCUGUUCCAUCCUAUCUUGAUCACCACAAUUGGCAUCUUCAGUUGCAACAAUCAAGUCACCAACAAGCGAGUGUCGGUGGUGCUGGUGGUGAAAACCCUAAUCUCCCUCCACCACCGGUACAACCACCACCCCCAUCACAUCCUAGUGGAGGGGGUGCUGGUGCUGGUGCUGGUGGAGAAGGUUCCACCAGACCAGGAUCUAUGGUAGACCGAGCAAGGAUGCUCAAUCUACCUAUGCCAGAGCCAGGGUUAAAUUGUCCACGUUGUGAAUCAACCAACACUAAGUUCUGCUAUUUCAACAACUAUAGCCUCACGCAACCACGACACUUUUGCAAGUCAUGUAGGCGUUAUUGGACUCGCGGUGGUGCUCUAAGAAACGUUCCGGUGGGGGGAGGUUGUCGGAAAAACAAAAGGAGUAAUAAAAACAGAAGAUCAAAAUCUCCAACCCAAACAAGGCCUAAAUCUGUAGGUGAUAGUCCAUCAAGGUGUAGUACAGAAACAAUGACUAGUACUCAACUCCAUCAUCCUCCCUCUCUUCAAUUGCCAUUCAUGACCUCUUUAGGUCAAUAUGGAGGUGUUGGUGGCAAUAUUAGCUCAAAUCUUGCUGGCUUUCAGCUUCAAAAUGAAAUGGGUAGUUUUCAACUAGGAAGUGGGAGCUCAAAUGGGAAUAAUUUCAAUAAUAUGUUAUCAGUUGGAGGUGCUGAAAAUUGGAAAUUGCCUUACUUGGCUGGUUUUGAGGUACCUAGUAACCCGAAUCUAUUUCACUAUCAAAGUGAAGGUGUAUCUGAAGCACCAUCAUCAUCAAUGGUAGGAAGAGAUGAUAACACUCAAAUAGAUCCUCCAGUGAAGAUGGAAGACAACCGCGGUUUAAAUUUAUCAAGGCAGUUUCUUGGUGUUUCGGAAACUACUAAUCAACAACCAUGGGUGGGAAAUGCUUGGACCCAAUUUUCGGGUGUUAGUAGUACUUCUUCUAUCACUCCAACUACACAUUUCAUAUAAUCUGGUUGGGCACUAGCGGUGUGUUCUUUGAUCUAACGACGCAUUUUGAGUAUAAUUCAGUUCAAAGUUGCGUGUAGCAGCCAUAUAAGGGAAGUAUUGAACUGAAUCUUGGAUCAUUUAAAACACAAGUAGCUAGAAAGAAUGUGACAUGAUCCAGGAAUAUAACUAAUGGUAGGUUUGCUUGCAUGUUAAGUUUACUUCUACAAUGUUACAUGAUUGUUGAUUUCAUUUGUAUUUGAGAGUGACUUGUACUUC
Molecule: messenger RNA, 1536 nt
Organism: Helianthus annuus (common sunflower)
Lineage: Eukaryota; Viridiplantae; Streptophyta; Magnoliopsida; Asterales; Asteraceae
Product: dof zinc finger protein DOF2.4
Exons: 2
Coding region: 271-1281 (336 amino acids)
Biological process (GO): regulation of DNA-templated transcription
Molecular function (GO): DNA binding; DNA-binding transcription factor activity
Source: RefSeq, a predicted model, not a curated record